CCGGCUAGAGGUUGCUGCAGCUGCGCUACCUCACCAUCCACGUCACCGCUGCCACCAUGCCCGGAGGUCUGCUUCUUGGGGAUGAGGCCCCCAACUUCAAGGCCAAUAGCACGAUCGGCCGCAUCCAUUUCCACGACUCUCUGGGAGACUCAUGGGGCAUUCUCUUCUCCCACCCUCGGGACUUUACCCCAGUAUGCACCACGGAGCUUGGCAGAGCUGCAAAGCUGGCACCAGAAUUUGCCAAGAGGAGUGUUAAGUUGAUUGCCCUUUCAAUAGACAGUGUUGAAGACCAUCUUGCCUGGAGCAAGGAUAUUAAUGCAUACAAUGGUGAGGCACCCACAGAAAAAUUGCCUUUUCCCACCAUUGAUGCUAAGAAUCGGGACCUUGCUAUCCUCUUGGGCAUGCUGGAUCCAGCAGAGAAAGACGAAAAGGGCAUGCCUGUGACGGCUCGAGUGGUGUUUGUUUUUGGUCCUGACAAGAAACUGAAGCUGUCUAUCCUCUAUCCAGCUACCACUGGAAGGAACUUUGAUGAAAUUCUCAGAGUAGUCAUCUCUCUCCAACUGACAGCAGAAAAGAGGGUUGCCACCCCAGUUGACUGGAAGGAUGGAGACAGUGUGAUGGUCCUUCCAACCAUCCCUGAAGAGAAAGCCAAAAGAAUUUUCCCUAAAGGAGUCUUCACCAAAGAGCUCCCAUCUGGCAAGAAAUACCUCCGCUACACUCCGCAGCCUUAAGUCUUUCCGGGAAGUUGGUGCUAGAGCUGCUCGCUUAGUAUAGUGAGCCAGGAAAUGCCAGCCACCAAUCAUGCAUCAAUCCCAUACAAACAUCCUGGUGUGAUCACAGCCAAGGUCUUU
Molecule: messenger RNA, 851 nt
Organism: Chrysochloris asiatica (Cape golden mole)
Lineage: Eukaryota; Metazoa; Chordata; Mammalia; Afrosoricida; Chrysochloridae
Product: peroxiredoxin-6-like
Exons: 1
Coding region: 57-731 (224 amino acids)
Biological process (GO): cellular oxidant detoxification; cell redox homeostasis
Cellular component (GO): mitochondrion; cytosol
Molecular function (GO): peroxiredoxin activity
Source: RefSeq, a predicted model, not a curated record